CUAGGUCAUUUUCUCUCACAAGCACCAAUUGAACACACGUGAAGGGAAAGAAAGCAACCAGAAACAUGAAGGGGAGAAAUGAUCCAACAAAUUCCAAAUUCUGCCAACAAAACUAAUUAAAUGAAGCAAAAAAUAAUUUAAUUUCGAUGCUUUUGAGGACCCUGCAACAGAUCGGGCCACCAUUUAAGUUUUCUCCCCCAAACCAGCCAUGGCCGUCGCCGCCUCCUCCAUCUUCCCGUUCCCCGCCACCGCCGCAAUUACAGUUCCAGCCCGCAGGGUCAGCUUCUCCAUCAAAGCCACGUCGCCCCAAAACUACAGCGCCUCACCACCACCGCCGCCGCCGUCGGAGAAGAAGUCGUUGGCCGCGGCCACCGGCGAGCUCUUCCUCGGAAUCGCGUCGCGGAUUUUGAAGAAGAGUGGGUCAAUCGUCGAUGGAAUAGAGGACUGCGAAGUGCCGGCGGUGGAGAUGUUCGCGGACGAGGAGAGGCAGAUGGAGUGGUGGUGGCGGCGCCGGAGGAAGGAGAGAAUCGGCGCCGUGGUAGAGGACCCGGUCCAGCCGGACGUGGUGUGGGAGCAAAUGGUGGAGGAUGUGGAGGCCGAGCGGCGGCGCAAGGAGGUUACUAGCCCCGGUUUUAGUUUUUCAGCCGCCGGGCUUCUGUUUCCCUACCAUCUUGGUGUAGCUCAGUUUCUCAUUGAGAAGGGUUAUAUCAAGGAGACAACACCACUGGCUGGUUCGUCUGCUGGUGCUAUUGUGUGUGCAGUGAUUGCAUCUGGGGCUAGCAUGGACGAUGCACUUAAAGCUACCAAGAUAUUGGCUGAAGAUUGUAGGCUUCGUGGGACUGCAUUUCGCCUUGGGGCUGUGCUUCGAGAUAUUCUGGAGCAGUUUUUACCCGAUGAUGCUCAUAUGAGGUCCAACGGAAGAGUUCGUGUUGCAGUAACCCAGAUCUUAUGGAGGCCGAGGGGUUUACUUGUUGAUAAAUUUGACUCUAAAGAAGAUUUGAUCAAUGCAGUGAUCACGUCUUCUUUUAUUCCAGUAUAUCUUGCUCCAAGGCCAGCAACAAUGUUUCGGAAUCGGUUAUGCAUAGAUGGAGGUUUGACUUUGUUCAUGCCGCCAACUUCUGCUGCUCGAACGGUACGUGUCUGUGCUUUCCCUGCAAGCCGUUUGGGAAUACAAGGGAUAGGGAUUAGCCCUGAUUGCAACCCGGAUAACAGGGCUAGUCCUCGGGAGCUUUUCAAUUGGGCACUCGAGCCUGCAUCGGAUGAUAUUCUCGAUAAGCUUUUUGAGCUUGGAUAUAUGGAUGCAGUUGUGUGGGCCGAGCAGAACCCAGUCGACAAAACAGUUCAAAAUGACAGUGAAUUGUCUUGAAAGUGGCCACAGACAACUGUUAAAUAGAGAUAAAAAUUUGAGAAAAGUCAUGUCAUGGAUUGUCUUAAAUCUUGAAACUUUUUGUUUGUACUUAAGAUACAACUAGAUUCUGUUUUGGGAUGUUUUUGUACAGCAAGAGCAAUGUAGAUAAUGAAUUUGAAUGGAUUAAAUAGUGCACACAAGAAUGAAUAAUCACAAAUUAGAGAAUGCUUAAUAAGAUUCAAUGGUAUUCUACAUUACCUAAUUUCCAGUUGUGCUUUGGUUUUAUCUUCUGUUUUCUCAUUUAUCUCCUUUGGAGAACAUAAGGUGCUACUUUCUGCAUUUCAAUGUUUGUG
Molecule: messenger RNA, 1701 nt
Organism: Striga asiatica
Lineage: Eukaryota; Viridiplantae; Streptophyta; Magnoliopsida; Lamiales; Orobanchaceae
Source: the annotation of a GenBank genome assembly